Molecule: messenger RNA, 1162 nt
Organism: Corticium candelabrum
Lineage: Eukaryota; Metazoa; Porifera; Homoscleromorpha; Homosclerophorida; Plakinidae
Exons: 11
Coding region: 310-1131 (273 amino acids)
Biological process (GO): carbohydrate metabolic process
Cellular component (GO): cytoplasm
Molecular function (GO): carbohydrate binding; glucose-6-phosphate 1-epimerase activity
Source: RefSeq, a predicted model, not a curated record
CACACACACACACACACAAAGUACAAUUAAUGAAUUAAUGAACACACAAAAAGGACAGAAAAGUAGACCAGCGAAGACCGACAUAUACAGAUCGAUUUCCUACUAAAAACGUUGUGACCACCACUAGGCCUAGAUCUACAUCACUAAUCAUCAAUUUACAGUUACUAUAUUGAUCUCUUUAACUGUAGAUACCUACAGUACCUACUAUUUGUUGUAGUACCAGUAGGGCAAAGCAAGAUUGGCAAAUGGCAACUGUUGAGCACCCGGAUUAGAGAUUAGAGUUGGGCGUGAUCAAGCCGGAAGUAAGAUAUGGCUGUGGUCGUCGUCUGUGGGGAUGUGGAAAACCGAGCUGAAGUUCACCCACACGGUGCUACGCUGACGUCUUGGAAAGUGGAUGGAGAAGAAAUGACAUUUGUAAGCCGCAACGCUGUGUUCGAUGGAAAGAAAGCAAUUCGUGGAGGAAUACCUUUAGUUUUUCCUAAUUUUGGACCUUGGGAGUUGGGGCCGCAGCAUGGGUUUGCGAGAACAUCAACUUGGAAUCUUGUGCAAACUCCAGUGCAGGGAAGUGGAAAUUCAGUUGCAGUGUUUGAACUUGAAGACAGUGAACAGACAAGGGCAAUAUGGAACUACAAGUUCAAAGUGAGAUACACUGUAAGUGUUGGUGAUCAUCAACUAGAAACCAAUCUAGAUGUCACAAACACAGGAGAUCACCAAUUUGACUUUACAAUUUUACUUCACACUUAUUUCCGCCUGCCAGACAUCAGGAAGACAACUGUUGAUGGGCUAAAGGGUUGUAUGUACACCGACAAGGUACACAAAGAUCGUAAAACAGAAAGUCGAGAUUUGAUUUCAGUUGCUGCAGAGACUGACAAUAUGUAUGAAGCAACAUCUUCUGUGCAUCACAUCACUCAUGGAGCUGGUGGAUACACAUUUGUUGUAACAAAACGCAAUUUACCAGACACAGUUGUGUGGAACCCAUGGGAAGAGAAAGCUCGAGCAAUGUCAGAUUUUGGAGAUGAUGAGUAUACAAAAAUGAUUUGUGUGGAAGCAGGUCAUGUAGCCUCUCGGUAUGUUCUGUCACCAAAGCAGACAUUUUCUGGUGGGCAAAUCAUUACUUUGAAGAAAGAAUAGGGUCAACAGUCAUGGAUACACAUUAUGAAUU